Phytomonas sp. EM1 is the source of this 1572-nucleotide messenger RNA. NCBI's taxonomy places the organism in Eukaryota, Euglenozoa, Kinetoplastea, Trypanosomatida, Trypanosomatidae. The record is from the annotation of a GenBank genome assembly.
AUGAAAUUCUUUAUCUCACGGAUGGGUUGGGUCGCCACAGUGGUGGUGGGUGUGCCUAUCAUGGGGGUCGGGGGCUUGGGGAUGUACGUGAAGUACCGACAACAAACAAAGCCUGCCAGACACGUUUUCAAGUCAUUAGUAGACCAUAGAGGCAACUUGAUUUUGGAGGGCAAGAUAGUUAUGCGUCCUAAUGCCUUUUCCAUUUGCUGCCGUGUAGCAUAUCUUAGCCUCAUUUUUGUUCCCCUGGCGAUUCUCUACAUUUUCAUGUCGUUACGCGAUAGUUGGUAUAAGGUGUGGAUUAACCUACUACUCCGGGGUGUUCAACAUGGUGGUCCGGUCUUCGUGAAAAUAGGCCAGUGGGCUUGCACCCGGGAGGAUCUCUUUUCUCGAGAUUUCCGUCAGAUCUUCAAGCGCUUAUACAAUGAGGUCGAUCUGCACCCCUUUUCUGAGACACUUAAGAUUCUAGAGGAAGAACUCGGCACCGAUCCUUCGAAUGUCUUUGAUUUUAUUGAUGACAAAACUCUUGGAUCAGGCUCUAUUGGGCAGGUUCACCUCGCGAAGCUCAAGAAUAAGGACACUCGUGUCGUCGUUAAAGUGAUGCAUCCAAACAUCAUAGAGACAAUUGUCCGCGAUUUUGUUAUUUUGAAUCACAUAGCAGCCCUGAUGCACCGCUACUUGUCAUUUGUAGAACACUACAACACUCCGGAGUUAGCUCACAACUUCGCAAACCACCUUGCGGCUCAGCUCGACUUCCGUAUCGAGGCCGAUAACUUGGUGCAAUUUCGCUCCAAUUUUCGCAAUGAGCGCUAUGUUGAGUUCCCAGAGCCACUCAUGUCGACGCAACGGAUGCUCGUAGAGACGUUUUGCGAAGGUGUGCCUGCUGAUCCGGAUUUUAUGGCGUCGCUUCCCCCGCAUGCCCGCGACGUGCUUGCGGGUAAAGGCCUCAACACCUGGUGCAAGAUGCUCCUGCGCGAUAACUUCAUCCAUGGAGAUAUGCACCCAGGCAACAUACUCAUCCAGUGUGAGAAUUAUCAUGAACCGAGUAUAACCCUUAUCGACGUCGGGCUUUGCCAGCAGCUGACGGAGCAUGAGGCGGCCAUAUCGGAAAAUCUUAUAGAGGCGUUCGUGCGGUGGAACUCUGAAAUGUGCGCAGCUAGUCUCUGGAAUAUGUCAGAACGCCAAGAAUACGCUAGUCGUGAUCGCUUUAAGGCUGACAUCGAUCAAGUUUUCAAGUAUUGCCGCGGCUUUCGGAAUGACGGAGGUGCAAUCACAAAAACUUUACAAUCCGUGUUCGAUAGUAUUCGCUCUAACCGUGUCCAGAUGGAUCCCCCGUAUGUGUCGUUGCUUUUCUCUGUUUUAGUAUUAGAGUCGUUCCUGAUGAGUUUAAAUCCGGAAUUCAACAUCGUACGCCACACCGCCCCCUGGUUGGUGAGUGAGGGACACGUCUCCAAGGGGAUCAUCAAGAAUUUAUUGAAGACCCAGCGCGAUAGGAUUAAACGAGAGUAUGAGAUUUUUUCUGGUCACGUGCGGGAUAUGUUGGGUUUCAAAAUCGCAGCCAACUCACAAAUAUGA